CCGGGCGAUAGCAUAGGCUUAAAGCAAAUGUUCAUUUAAACGCGUCCACAGUGAUAGACAGGUAGGCCAUUUUAAUAUGAAUGUAUCACACAUCUAUAAGGUGUUCUGGGUGCUUUUUAGUUCAUCAGUCUCAUUCCAACAUAAAUCGGAAAUAUUUUGGAUGCUGAAGAUGAAGGAGCAGAUUGGUUGAUGGUCAAGCCCAUGCAGCCUGCACGCCAACCUGCAGGUCUGUCUGAGGACAUCGAGGCUCGGAAGGGAUUAAUCAUCGCAAACCCUUUCCAACACGCUUCACUCUGCCUGUAGUCCAAAUUACAUAAUCGUGUUAUACAAUAAAUACAUCUCUGGUCAAACAGUGUCAUCUACUAUCAAGUUUAUCAACACGCUGGGAAGCUAAGAUUGCGUCGUGAGGGUGGCGUGGUAUCCUCGUCUGCCCCCAACUGACUCUACUGGUUGCACUUCUUAUCAUCUGUUUCUCCUCCCUCCUCCUCCUCCUCCUCCCCCUCUUCCGUCUGUUUCUGUAAACCGGGGGAAAUAACAGUCAAGGUUGAGAGUUGCAGAAGACGCGCCCACUCUUGGCGACGUAGCGCACUUCUUGGAAAAGAGAAGACCUGCUUUUAUCCAGGCACGACUGAGCAUCCAGAACCGAAGAGUCCUGCAUGGGAAGGACACGGCUAUUCUCUGCCCUUUAACUUUUUUUUUUUCCUCCCCUUAAUAAUUGCCCAGAGAUGGCUCUUCAUAGAAUCUUUCGUGCUGUUGUUACGGGACCUCCUGGCUCGGGGAAGGGGACAGUGUCUUCGCGCAUCACCAAAACUUUUGGACUUAAACAUAUUUCUAGUGGGGACAUUUUGAGAGCCAAUAUCAACGCCAGAACCGAGCUCGGCCUGCUUAUGAAGUCCUGUAUCGAUCAGGGUCAGCUGAUACCCGAUGAUGUCAUGUCUCGUCUCAUCCUGAGCGACUUGAGAGCGACAGACCAGAGCAGCUGGCUGCUUGAUGGUUUUCCUCGCACAGUGACACAGGCAGAGGCUCUAGAUGACACCUGCAGUGUGGACACAGUCAUCAACCUUAAUGUACCUUUCCAGACCAUCAAACAGCGGCUCACAUCUCGGUGGACUCACCUUUCCAGCGGCAGAGUCUACAACAUAGAUUUCAACCCGCCUAAAGUCCCUGGUUUGGAUGAUGUAACGGGGGAGCCUCUCGUCCAGAGGGAUGACGACACACCAGAGACAGUCACACACAGACUGAAGGCCUAUGAAACCCAGACAGAGCCUGUCUUAGAGUACUACAGAAGUAAAGGUGUACUUCAGACCUUUUCUGGGACAGAGACCAACAAAAUCUGGCCACUCGUUGAGGCGUUUCUCCACCGAAAACUCCAGCUCGUCAACCAGAAGGUUGCAUAGAAAGCCUGAACACAACGGCACAAGAAGGGUUAAAGUUUACCAGCAGAAACCACGCUGUACUUAAUGAUCGACCAGGUGCCACUUCCUGUUAAACAAAGGAAGAGCAAUAUGUGUUGUUAUAUAUAUAUAUCCUGAAUGUUCACAAGGAGAAGCAGGCUCUUAACAUUACAUGCCAGUAACAGCUACCACCACAACAUAUGUUGUUAGGGAAACUUCACUUACGAAGUACACGUUGCACUGAUGCUGCAUUCUCAGGAUUUGUGCAUAAAAGUCCUUAAAACAGAAGUCGUUAUGAUUGAAAGAAAUUGUCAUUCCAUAAUGUGCCUUUUUUUAAGCAAAUAGGUAUUUCUCACAAUCUCUCCUUUCUAAGUUACUAACUGACUAACUUGUAAUGCCACUAUUGUAAUCAUGACAUAGUCUCCUAGUUGAAGAACUUGAAAUGUUUCUUAUGCAGAGUACUUGCCCAAAAGGGAAUUGUUCCACACAUAACUGUAAAUUCACUUUAACACAUAAGUGCCUUUUGCAGCUUUAGAAAUCUCUAACAGGUAGCUCAGCUAAUGUAGUCUGUCAAUAUUAAUAAUGAGGACCACUCCUAUUUUGAACAUUUUGAUCUCUUUCAAACCAUCAGUGUGUGAUACCCUCUGUUUAAAACUUUAAGUCUUAAUAAUGUUGCCCUUUUUCUGAAGUACAAGUUUUUAUUUUAACCAGGCAUUCCUUGUGGAAACCAAGUCUGUACAUGAAGGCCUGUUCUUACAUUUUCCAUUUGAUUUAACAGCUGAUAAUCAUUUUUCACAAAAUUCAAGGUUGAUCUGUAGCUGAGCUUUGUCUUAAGAAUAUUUCACCAUGUUAAAAGUUGGUGAAACGCUAACUUUGCCUUGUGAUGUACUGUAGAAUUAUUGUUGCUACUGUGUGAAUUUCUGAACACUUGAAUAUGUUUUAAAGCACACCUCCUUUUCAUAGACAACAUACAACUGCUUCGAAGUAUUUAUUGCAAAUCACAAUAAACCUCUGAUACUAGG
This is a messenger RNA of Labrus bergylta (ballan wrasse), 2416 nucleotides long. It is a transcript of the gene ak3, whose product is annotated as adenylate kinase 3. Lineage: Eukaryota; Metazoa; Chordata; Actinopteri; Labriformes; Labridae. Gene Ontology annotation, cellular component: mitochondrion; cytoplasm. Gene Ontology annotation, molecular function: ATP binding; AMP kinase activity. Gene Ontology annotation, biological process: nucleobase-containing compound metabolic process. The record is from RefSeq and is a predicted model, not a curated record.